Messenger RNA from Durusdinium trenchii, 1602 nucleotides. The record is from the annotation of a GenBank genome assembly. NCBI's taxonomy places the organism in Eukaryota, Dinophyceae, Suessiales, Symbiodiniaceae.
AUGAUCUACCUCACCAAGCGGCGCUCCCGGCAGGGCUGGGAAAGCGACGAGCCGAAGCCUGAGGAGAAAGAGCAAAAAGCACCUAAAGGAGCGAAAGAGAGUGAAAGGGCGAAAUGCCACGAAUGGGGGAAUGAAGAUGAAGAAUGGUGGGAGCCUUGGGAAGAUUCAGCUCGCAAGGAGACCUGGAGUGGGGAUUGGGAGGAUUGGAAGGGGCAGGGCCGUCCUGGAGCCUGGACAGCCAGUCAGUCCAGUCAGGCUGUGGCACCCAAGCCGAAGGCGCGCCCCAAAUUCCACUCGGACAUGAGCCACUCAGGCGUGGUCAAUGCGCAGGAUCCAUGGACGGGGCAUCUUUUGAUCGAUUGCCCAGCUAUCCAGCAGCUUUACCAGCACCCUGCCAUCAUUCUGCCUAAGCACAACACCUCGAAUGUCCGCCUCGGUUCGAUUGUUGUCUUCCGGGUGCAGCCUGAGGGGGGUCUCCCUGUGGCCUGCGACAUUGCGGUCAACGGCUUUGACAUCGAAGUGGGUCAGCGCCCGGACAAAGUCCGGGACGACCACUGUGAUGGGGCCGGUUUCCUGCCGGCUGAGCGGAUACGAGAGAUGGGAAUCAACCUCCCAGUACCAAAUGGACCUGGGAAAGCCUACCAGCAACUGGUGAAGGGGCCAAGCUAUCGCCCUCCAAAGCUCCAGGAUCGUGUCUUCUUCGUCACUGGUGCCAACUCUGGGAUUGGCUUCGAAGCCAGCAAGGCCUUUGCUCUGGCAGGGGCCACCGUAGUCUUUGGCUGCCGAGAUCAGAAGCGAGCCACGACCGCCAUGCGGGCGCUUGUGACGGAGGGUGUCUCCGAAGCGCAGCUGCAUUUUUUGCCGCUAGACUUGACCUCCCUCCAGUCGGUGCGGAGGUGUGCUCAAUUGCUGGAGGAGUCGGGCUUGAAGGUGGAUGUGCUGGUCCUCAAUGCUGGCGUGAUGCGUCGUUGCCGGGAGCUGACUGAGGAUGGCUUUGAGAUGACCAUGGCAGCUAACCAUUUGGGACACUUCCUGCUAGUCCAGUUGCUGGUGCCUCACCUGCUGGCACAGGAGGCACAAGGCAGACAUCCACGAGUCGUUAUGGUGGGCUCCAAUCUUUGCUACUCCCACGAUGUCUUUGACUUCGAAGAGCUGGUGGCGGUCCGCUCCAGAAGGGAAGCUGAAAGCUUCAAGGCCAAGCCUUACAGCCUCUUCAGUGCAUAUGCCCAGUCCAAGUUAGCCAACUUGCUGAUGACGAGCGAACUCGCGCGGCGUCUACCCAGGAUACCAGUAAAUUGCGUGCAUCCGGGUGAAGUAUUGACCCAGGUGAUGAACGAUAUGCACCCGGUGGUGCUGGCGAUCUAUGCCAGCUUCCGCCCGGUGGCACGGAAGCUCUUCAAGUCCCCCGAGGAGGGUGCUGUUUGCACCGUCUUUGUCGCCACAUCACCUGAGUUGAGCUGCACUGGACAGUACUUCAUGCGGCUGCGACCGGCGAAGGUCUCCAAGGUGGCUCAAGAUCCAGAUGUCGCGAGGAGGCUAUGGGAAUUGAGCGUCCAACUCACUCAAAGUCCUGAUGAAAUAAACAAAUCAGCAAAGAAUUGA